This is a messenger RNA of Pseudonaja textilis, 3685 nucleotides long. It is a transcript of the gene PGAP1, whose product is annotated as post-GPI attachment to proteins inositol deacylase 1. Gene Ontology annotation, cellular component: endoplasmic reticulum. The record is from RefSeq and is a predicted model, not a curated record. Gene Ontology annotation, biological process: endoplasmic reticulum to Golgi vesicle-mediated transport; GPI anchor metabolic process. NCBI's taxonomy places the organism in Eukaryota, Metazoa, Chordata, Lepidosauria, Squamata, Elapidae. Gene Ontology annotation, molecular function: phosphatidylinositol deacylase activity.
UGGCGGGUGUGGCCUGCCGGCGAGAAGGCAGAGGCGGCCCUGACGGCGAGGAAAGCCGGGUGGUUGCCGAUGAAAACGACAUGUGGACGGCGGGAAAGGUGACCGGAAUUUUAUUUCACGGGGUCUUGGCGGCUCUAGUGCUGCUGGGAGCCCGGGACGUCUUCUUUCAGUAUGAAGAGAACCGGUGCAGCAUGACCUACAUGUUCGACUACCCGGAGUACCAGAGAAUAAAAUUACCUAAGAAAAUAUUCAGACGUUACCCAGCCUAUGAGCUAUAUCUUUACGGGGAAGGAAUUUCUGCAGAAGAAAACAGAAAUCUAAUCUUAACAGGGAUUCCUAUUCUUUUUCUUCCUGGCAAUGCUGGAAGUUUUAAGCAAGUACGUUCUCUUGGAUCAAUAGCACUGAGAAAGGCAGAAGAUAUGGAUUUCAAAUAUCAUUUUGAUGUCUUCAGUGUGAAUUUCAAUGAGGAGCUUGUUGCACUAUAUGGUGGAAGUCUACAAAAGCAGACGAGAUUUGUGCAUGAGUGUAUUAAAAUAAUUCUUAAAUUAUAUAAGGGUCAUGAAUUUGCUCCUCGCAGUGUUGCUGUAGUAGGUCAUUCCAUGGGUGGUCUUGUUGCAAGAGCACUAGUGAUUCUUAAACAUUUCAAACCCGAACUUAUCAAUAUUCUUAUUACUCAAGCGACACCUCAUGUUGCACCUGUGUUGCCUUUAGAUCAAUAUCUUGCUGAUUUUUACUCAACCGUGAACCAUAACUGGAUUCAGAAGGCUCAGGAAAUAAAAAAUCUAACAACCCUUUCGGUAGCAGGAGGAUUUCGAGAUUAUCAAGUUCGCUCUGGAUUGGCUUUUCUGCCCAGUUCAAGUAGUCAGAAUUGUGCUUUAUCUGUUGUGAGUUCAGCAGUUCCUCGAGUCUGGGCUUCCACAGAUCAUCUUUCCAUUGUUUGGUGUAAGGAAUUGAACUUGGUUACUGUCAGAGCAUUUUUUGACCUUAUUGAUGACAACACUAAACAGAUAACAGAAAAUCCCCAAAGAAAAAAUCUGGUCCUGAAUCACCACUUUUUAAGGUAUCCAGGAAAACUCUUUGAAGAAAGACUUGAAUCGCUUACUGAGUUAACAGGAGCAUCAAUUUGGAUUAAUAUAAAAACUUCGAAAUGGUCCUACAAAGGAUACAAUGAAUCAGAUGGAAAAUAUUUUAGUUUUUCCCUCUCAAGCCAAAGAAAAUUAUUCACUCAUAUUUACUGCCAAAACAGUAUGUUGGAUACAAACAGCUGGAUAUUUGGUUGUGCAAACAGUACUUCAUCGAAGUGUCUGCAAGCAAUUGAUUUGUCUUGGAAUGCUGAGUUACUACCAACGGUUAAGAUUGUGACUUUGAAACUUCAAGAUUAUCUAUCUUUGACUCAUAUUGUGCUUCAUGUCCCAGUGGUUAAUAGUAUCAAGUUUACUUUGGACUGUGAGUUCUUUAAUGAAGUUUCAAGAACAGUGCAACUCCCUGUAACUCAUCUUUUUACUUUUGGAUUUUCUUCAAGCAAAAUCAUACUAAAUUCAACUGGCCUUAUUCACAUUGUUCAGCUCCAACAUUUUGGUCAGAUAUAUCAGGCUUUUAACAUCUUUAUAGAAAGUAAAUGCCAGAUUUUCAAAGAAAGAAAACCCAGUAUAUAUCAACUUCAUAUACCAUGGUCACAUGAAGAUUUCUUAACAUUGUCAGAGGAUCAUUUGACUGAGAUUUCUGCAAAAUUGCACAUUGCACAGCCUGAAAAUGAUUCUACAGUUCCUUUGUUGAAAAUGUAUUCAUCUUCAGAUUGUCAAUAUGAAGUAACUCUCAAGACCUCUUUUCUGCAGGUCCUUGGUCAGGUGAUAAGAUUCCAUGGUGGCACUCUUCCUAUGUACAUUAUUUCUAAUAUUCUUCUUGCCUACAGAAGACAGUUAAGGUCCCUAGUGUCAACAGGUCAGUGUUCAGACUUUGUUCCUGCACUUACUAAAGCAGCUAAACCUUAUAAAGUAGAACCCAUAGCAUAUAUGAUUAAGUUCUUGUUGGGACUUAACUGGUUCAAAGCACUCAGGAAUUCAGAGUUCGAUCGUGUCACAGUCAACAACCAGGGCUUGUGGUUCCCUUUUGUAUCCCUGAUUCUCUUUAUGUUUGGGACUGGCAUAGCCUAUUGGGGUGGCGUGCUUCUUGAUUCGUCUAUAAGGCUCUUAUCUUCAUUGCACUUAGUUUUGACAAGACCCUCUGGACUUCCAUCUCACAACAGUCUGAUUACCCGAUUAAGGUUUUGUGUUGCGGUUUCAAUGUUUUUUCUUAGCUGGACUACCUGUGGAGCGCUGGCAAUAAUGAUGACUUAUUUUCAUUAUAUAUUCAAGGUUGUUAAUUUCCAUUCAAGUUUAAGAUCUGAACUAAGUGUUUGUAAUGCGCCUAUGAAGAACCCAGAACCUAAAUCAGAUGAUUCAAAAAACGAAGGGAUGAACAGCUGCAGAUCAGAGGAUUGCUCUUCAAAAGCAAGAAACUCAUCUAGCACCAUCAUGGCCAAUGACAACAUUAUAGAUAGCCUUAAAAUGCAUGUCACAGUCAUCAACUUAAUCACAUGGAUUGUGCUUCUUAGUUGUCCAUCUUUAAUUUAUUGGCUAAAAAAUAUCAGAUAUCAUAUCAGACUUGAUCCUGAUCCAUGUAGAUUUGUUGCUGUUGUUCUGAUAGUCAUUUUGGGUAUAAUCAUGAAUACAAGUACUACAAAACUUAAAUCAAGUAAAUUAUUGAAGAUUGCAUCAUAUUUUCCACUUCUUUUCGCUGUUGCUGCUGUAGUUUUUGCACCUGUUUAUUUAUAUCAAAUGCCAUACUUUGUAAUAAUUCCUCUUUUUUUACAUUCAUUAUGCAGCAUUGUAUAAAAAUCUUUAGCUGGUCAAAAUAGUAAUAAAUGUGGAAGUAUAGAUAAUAUAGGAAAACCUAAGCCUUAUCUUCUAUCAGUGAUAGAAAAUGGAAAGGCUUUAGGUUUCCAAAGGGAUAUUUCAUGAUAAGAAAACAAUAUUUUUACUUACUAAUUUUUAACAGAAAUGGAAAUGCAUAAAUCUGUUAUUCAGUAAGCACUUUGUUCUUAACACUGAGGGAAAACAUGGUUGCAUCAGUUCCUUGGUAUUGAAGCAAAUGGCUUAUACUUAUUUAUUUUAAAAUUGCAAGUUUAUAUGUCCGGUAUACUUCUGUGUACUUACUUCAGUCAACAAGUGACUCUAAACAGACAAUCAGAAAAAAAUGAAUUUCUGAUAAAAAUUAUCGCAAGUUCUCACCCCAUUAUUGGCAACUGAUAUAGUUCCUUUGGGUCUAUAGUAGCUAUAAUACUAAUGUGUCACGAUUGUUGGUGAUAAAUCCAAAGAUAUAUCUGAGAUUGCAAAUUUAUGAGAAAAUUGAAAGCAGUAUGAAAAAGUGUACUCAGUAUAACAUAAUUUACAAGUAGAUUGUAUGCUAUCUCUUCUAUUAAAAUCUGAAGUUACAGAUUAUUUCUAUGCAGAGGAAAGUCUGCCAUUAUGGACAAGCAUAUAGAGAGUACUUUUGAAUCACCCUCCCAUAUUUAUUUUGGCAAUAAUACUGUUGGAGUAAAUAAGAUAUCAGUAUGUAUUGCAAAACAACUUCAUACAUCCAAAACCUUUUACAUAGUUAUUUGAAUUAAAGAAUUGAAGAAUUAGACAUCCAGCCACACUAGAGC